Molecule: messenger RNA, 1453 nt
Organism: Dendrobium catenatum
Lineage: Eukaryota; Viridiplantae; Streptophyta; Magnoliopsida; Asparagales; Orchidaceae
Product: serine/Arginine-related protein 53
Exons: 6
Coding region: 131-1180 (349 amino acids)
Biological process (GO): alternative mRNA splicing, via spliceosome
Cellular component (GO): cytoplasm; nucleus
Source: RefSeq, a predicted model, not a curated record
AAAGUGAAGGGGCACGGGCGACGAAUGCAGUGGUGCGUAGGAGAAUAGCCCCGCCUGUUCAAGCGGCGGCUAACUUUACUAUGCUGUAUUUUAAGUAUGCUAAAAAUUUGUCUUAAUUUCUGCUCCAUCGAUGGAGGAAGCGAAGGCUGCCGCGUACUACGAUGAGCUUACUCGCAAGGGCGAGGGCGCCGCGCGCUUCAAGCAGGGCCUCGGCUUCUCCUCCUCCUCCUCCUCUGGUACCUUUUCCCAAAAACCCUCGUCUUCACACUCCUCUUACUUCUCCAACUUCGUCCGGGCAACGAGUCCCGGCAAAGCCGAGAAGCAAGCUCAGCUAGAAACUAUCCAGGCCAAGCUCCGGCGAUCCCAGCGAUCUUCCUCACCUAAUUUCCGUUCUUCGGAGCGCUGCCGAAGCCCCGAGAGGGACGGUUGCGCUCGCCGCCGCUCCUCCAGUAGGGAAAGACAGAGGGAACGAGAUGGGGACUGCAGAUUGCGCAGUAGGGCUAGGGGAAGAAGUUCGAAGAGUUGCUCGGAGGAUGAGGUGAAAGAAAGGGAAUGGUAUCGCCGGAAUAGGAAUGGGAUGAGAGAUGGGCAUUGCUCGCGGCGAGGGAGUAGGAGCCGUUCGCCAUCAAGGAUUUCAUCCAGUAGGGAUUUAAAAAAGGAUCAUAGGAGGGAGGAACGUAGGCCACGUCAUAGGAUCUCUUCUGAGAAGGGUGAUGCACUGGAUUUUGCUCGUCUGAUCGAGGGCUAUUCGCAAAUGACCCCUGCAGAAAGAGUUAGGGCAAAGAUGAAGCUUCAGCUUUCACAAACUGCUGCAAAGGAUUCAACCAUGGGAUUGAGCAGCGGAUGGGAGAGAUUUGAUUUCAACAAGGAUGCACCUCUUGAUGACAAUGAUGAAAUUGAGGUGGCCGAAGAUGAUGCUUCUCUAGUCAAAGAGAUUGGUAAUAGUUUUCGGUUUUCUGCAGUGCAGGCUAAACGCGAGGAACAGAUCAAAGCAGCACAUGAUGAAGCAAUGUUCGGAGCUUCAGCAAUGGAGCCAACUCUCCCAGAAUCUGAAACCAGUAAAGGCGCAGCAGAAAAUACUGACCAUGAAAAUCAAGACAGCAAUCUUCUGAUAAGUGAUAAGGUGCUAGCGCUACAACAAGGCUCUUGGCGAGACAGAGCUGGGAGAUUUAAGAGUUGAUUUGAUUGAUACCUCAAGUUACUUUCCUCACAAAUGACUACGGUUCUGCUAAAUUGAAAAUGUUACCUGCUUGCCUUGGGCAAGUGCAAAAUAUUCAUAAGUUGUUUUUUAUAAUUUUGCACAAAGAUGUCUCCAAUAAGUGGUCUUCACACCGAAUCUAUUAGGCGUUAUUGUGUAAAGAAAUAUAUGAAAAUUGUGGUUGCUGAUUUGUUAGGCGUGUUUUCAAAGUUAAAUGGAAGUUAUGUUUUAUUCUUCUGUAAGAUUUGUGAUUGA